GAUUCUGACGGACAUUCCGACGGAAAAUGAGAUCCUCGGAACAUUCCGAGAGAUUUCCGAGGAAAUUCCGAGGAAACUCAAAUUUUGAGUUUCCUCGGAAUUUCCUCGGAAUAUACCGACGGAAUUCCGAGGAAACAACAUUUCGUCGGUAUUUUCUUAUGAAAUACCGAGGAAACAAUAUUCCUCGGAAAAAAACCGACGAAAAUCUGAGGAUAUAUUAUAGCCGUUAGAGAGCCGUUGGGGAAUUUUCAAAUUACCGAGGAAAUUCCGAGGAAGGAGCCGUUGCCGUCGGAAUUCCGUCGGAAUUUCCUGGGUAAUGUCGGCAGCUUCUCAUCUAUAAAUACGAGCACCCCUCAUCCUCUCCAUUCACUCCAUUUCUUCAUCCUCUCACAUACUAUAUUUACUCACGAAUUUGAUUGAAAAAAAGAUGUCUUCUUCAAAUUAUUAUCGUUCUUGGAUCGAUCGACCUCAUUUGGAUCCGAACACGAGAUUGCUUACAGAAGAAUACCAACAAGGUAUAAACGAAUUCAUGGGGAUAGCUCAACGACAACCGGAAGCAGAAACAGGUAAGUUAAGAUGUCCUUGCUCUAAUUGUAAAAAUAGAAAGGUUAUUAAAGAGUGGGAUGUUUGGACUCAUCUAUAUUUGAAUGGGUUUACGCGGAGUUACAAAAUUUGGUAUCAUCAUGGGGAAACUGAUUAUGAAUAUGGUAGUACUAGCGAACCUCAGCCUGCGGUUAGGUUAGAAGAACCAAUUAGAACGGAUGUAGAUUAUGGUGUAGGUACUGAGCAGAUGGUAAAUGAUCAUUUUAGAGGGGAAGAUUUACCCAAUGCACAAGCUAGGAGAUUUUAUGAUAUGUUGGAUGCUGGAAAGCAACCCUUGUAUGAAGGAUGCAGAGAUGGUCAUUCAGCUUUAUCAUCUGCAACAAGACUGAUGGGCAUUAAAACAGAUUAUAAUUUGGCUGAAGACUGUGUGGAUGCGAUUGCUGAUUUUGUAAAAGGUAUUCUACCUGAGGAUAAUGUAGCCCCUGGUUCAUACUACGAGGUUCAGAAACUGGUAGCUGGUCUUGGUUUAUCGUAUCAGGUAAUAGAUGUAUGCAGCGAUAACUGCAUGAUUUAUUGGAGGGCUGAUGAACAGCGGGUUACAUGCAAAUUUUGUGGGAAGGCUCGUUAUAAAGAUACGAGUGGAAGAGUUCCAGUGCCAUAUAAAAGGAUGUGGUAUUUGCCUCUGACGGAAAGGUUGCAGAGGUUGUACCAGUCGGAACGCACAGCGCAACCAAUGAGAUGGCAUGCGGAGCAUUCAACAGAUGGUGAGAUUAGACAUCCUUCAGAUGCAAAAGCGUGGAAGCAUUUCCAAUCAACAUAUCCCGACUUUGCGUAUGAGAGAAGAAAUGUCUACCUUGGAUUAUGUACUGAUGGUUUCAGUCCAUUUGGCAAGAGUGGAAGACAAUAUUCUCUAUGGCCAGUCAUUCUUACACCAUACAACUUACCGCCAAACUUGUGCUUGCGACGAGAGUUUUUGUUUCUCUCCAUUCUCGUUCCCGGACCAGAGCAUCCUAAGAGAUCACUUGAUGUGUUUCUUCAGCCACUAAUAUAUGAGUUGAACCAACUAUGGGCUCAAGGUGCUGAAACAUACGAUAUUUCGUGUAAAGAAAACUUUCAAAUGCGGGCAGUACUUAUGUGGACAAUUAGUGAUUUUCCAGCAUAUGGUAUGUUAUCUGGAUGGACAACACAUGGAAGGCUAUCGUGUCCAUAUUGUCAAGAUAACACUGAUGCUUUCCAACUAAAACACGGAAGGAAAACAUGUUGGUUUGACUGUCACAGGAGAUUCCUACCACCUGAUCAUCCAUAUCGUAGGAGUAGGAAUUUGUUUACGAAGAACAAGAGGGUGUUUGACAGUCCAACACCGGAAAUUUGUGGGGCAGAUUUGUUGACACAACUAAGAGAUUUUGGUGCAGAUAGGACGCCAGACGUCGGUGGACACGUGCGUUAUCCGGUAGAUGCUGUUGGAGAACUACAUAACUGGCACAAAAAGAGUAUUUUCUGGGAUUUGCCAUACUGGAAGGAUCAUCUGCUGAGGCAUAAUUUAGAUGUCAUGCAUAUUGAGAAGAACUUUUUUGACAAUCUCAUGAACACGAUCCUUAACGUUCAAGGUAAAACAAAGGAUAAUUUGAAGUCAAGACUGGAUUUAGUCGAUAUAUGUGCUCGUUCAGAACUUCAUGUUGAUGAAAAUGGUAGGGCUCCUUUUCCCAUAUACCGACUUGAUGCAGAGGGAAAAGAUGCAUUCUUUGAUUGGAUUUCAAACGAUGUGGAAUUUCCAGACGGUUACGCAUCUAAUUUGCGUAACUGUGUCGAUAGAAACGAAGGAAAGUUUAUGGGCUUGAAGAGUCACGAUUGCCAUGUAAUGAUGCAGCGCCUCCUUCCAUUUGCCUUCAAGGAACUAUUACCACGGAAUGUUCAUGAAGCAAUUGCAGGGAUAAGUGCUUUCUUCCGUGAUUUAUGCACGAGAUCAGUGACUCUUGAAGGUAUUGAAAAUUUGAAGACUAACAUAGCCGUGAUUCAGUGCAACCUUGAGAAGAUAUUUCCUCCAUCAUUUUUUGAUGUUAUGGAGCAUCUUGUUAUUCACCUGGCAAGAGAAUUGGAACUUGGUGGUCCUGUGCAGUAUAGAUGGAUGUAUCUGUAUGAACGGUAUAUGUUCCAUUUGAAGAAGAUGGUGAAAAAUUUAAGUAAGGUGGAAGGUUCUAUAGUUGCACAGAUGAUCAAUGAAGAAACUUCAAACUUUGCCGAGUACUACUUUCCAACAGAAGUGCAGACCAAAAACAGAAGACCUGCUCGGCAUGAUGAUAGAGGCGAACGGGCAACAUAUCAUGUUACGGUUCCAGACAUCUUCACAGAUGUUGGACGACUUAGCGGAAAACCAAAGGACCGUCGACUUACUGAGCAGGAGCGCAGUCAUUUGCAAACAUAUUUGCUCACCAACUGCGAAGAUAUUCUUCAAUAUGAGAGGAUUUUCAUGGCAGAAAAGCGGUUCGAAUAUAGAUACGCCACAGAGGAGGCUCUAGAAGAACUGAAGCAGAGAGAAUUUGCUGGAUGGAUGCUUACUUAUGUGUCUGCUGGUAUGGCCAGAGGUGAAACAUUUGAUGAUUGGAUACGCGAGAUGGUGCGUGGACCAAAGUAUGUUGUGAAGUCAUAUCCGAGAUUUUGUACUCGAGGAUAUGCAUUCACAACGCAAAAGAGGAGACGUUCGAGCACGACUUAUGAUGCUGGCGUUUGUUCUGCAUCAGGAGAUGAUGUAUACUACGGAAACAUACAAGAGAUUAUGGAAAUCAAGUAUCCGGGCAUGGUUGGAUUGCGUUGUACUGUUUUCUUUUGUGAUUGGUACGACAACACUCCAGAUCGAGGUGUGAGAACAGAUGCAUUUGGUGUUACAUCAGUACAUUCGAGGCGAAAGCUGCAAUAUUAUGAUCCUUUCAUUCUUGCUUCUCAGGCCGAUCAGGUAAUUAAAUAUACAUAUGUCAAUUAUUCAGAAUGAUUCAUCAUCAUGUGUAUUAUUCAAAUUAUUUUUAAAUGUUACAGGUUUGUUAUAUCAAGUAUCCCCGGGUUAGGAACAGAGAUGAUCCAUGGGUCACCGUUACAUCACUCAACCCGAGAGGCCGAGUUCAGGGAAGUUCUGAGCUGGAAGACCCACUACAACCAAGCACAUCUGGCAACUUAAGUGCAGCAGAAGAUUUAGCUGCAGUUGGCCUUGUAGUCGAUUUAACCGAUUUCGCAGAGGAAGCCGUCGUUCACGUAGAGGAUGAACCAGAGAUUGGAGAGUUUCACCAAGAUCCAUAUUCAGAAUCAUCUGGUGAUGAUGACUCCGAAACAGAGUAGCAUCGCCUUUUUUUUUUUUUUAAUAUAAGAAUACCGAGGAAAUUCCGAGGGAAUUCCGACGGUUUAGGGUAUUUGGUUAUAGGGUAUCUGUUCCUCGGAAAAGCCUCGGACAUUUCCGAGGAAAUCCCGAGGAAUUGAGGGUUUUGAUUAUAGGGUUUUCUCUUCCUCGGAAAUGCGUCGGAAAAUUCCGAGGGAAUUCUUAGGA
Molecule: messenger RNA, 4075 nt
Organism: Raphanus sativus (radish)
Lineage: Eukaryota; Viridiplantae; Streptophyta; Magnoliopsida; Brassicales; Brassicaceae
Exons: 3
Coding region: 428-3529 (1033 amino acids)
Source: RefSeq, a predicted model, not a curated record